GAGAGAGCGGGCGAAUGAAAAGAAGCCAGCUGUUACGGUUCAUUUUCAUUUCUCUGUUUGUUUCGGUGUAAUUACAACAGUAACGUGUUGUUUCAACCAGUGCGAAAUAAACACUUGUCUAACUUUCCGACAUCCUGUGACUCACCACAUCACUAGUUUUUGGCCUGCUGAUGUGGACAGAUAAGACUCAGUGACUGCCUUCCAUCCUCAUUCACGUUAAUCCUUCGUCUGCCCUUCGGUGAGACACCACGUACAUAUAGUGUAACCAGCCUUCAGAUGGAAACCUCUAAAACAGUGAUGGAACCAAAGACAGAAGAACCAAAGGCGGAAACCUCUAAAACAGUGAUGAAACCAAAGGCAGAUGAACCAAAGGUGGAAACCUCUAAAACAGUGAUGGAACCAAAGGCAGAAGAACCAAAGGUGGAAACCUCUAAAACACUGAUGGAACCAAAGACAGAAGAACCAAAGGUGGAAACCUCUAAAACACUGAUGGAACCAAAGACAGAAGAACCAAAGGUGGAAACCUCUAAAACACUGAUGGAACCAAAGGCGGAAGUUAAGAAAUCCCAUGCACCCCAUUCCUUUAAAUGGACCGACAGUGACAAGAGAACCACCAACAUCACCUGCAAUGAAGCUGGAACUGUUGAAAACUCUUUGAGGAAGAGCUCUCAAUUUAGACAACUUGAGGGAAAGAAACAAGCGAAUAAAGAACUUGUUGUUUCGCGAAGUGGGAAAGCAAUUAGUUCACAUUUUCCAUGUAGCUUAAUUAAACCAGGAGAACGCCUGACUGUACAGCAUGUGAAAGCUUCAGAAAAGCUAAAUCAGUCAUCUGGUCAGUCAGGAGAUGACCAGAGAGAGUUAUCUGACCAAUAUGUGGAGUUUAAUGUGAAGAAUAAGGGUAAAAAUCUAAGGAAAAUCCUAAAGAACCCAGCAAUAGAAGCACUUGAUCAGGAAUUAACAGUUUAUGCACACAAAGGAGAAGAAGUGAGGCAUGCUUUGGAAAGAGACGGUCGCUUUCAAGAGACCAUAUUUCAAAAAAACUGUGCACUUGUUGACACCAACGGAGAAUUUACAGAAAUGUCAAAUCUUGUUGAUGAUCUUGAUGGUAAAACUUUCCAGAUCAUACUGCUUAAUAAAUCAUGCCCACCAGACAGUCAGCCAGGCAGUCUUGAUGACACUUGCGCAGUUCAAAGUGAAUCACCACCAUCUGAUUUGAAUGAAAACUGUGAUCCUUCUCCAUCUUCUACUCCAGCUAAAACAGAAGAGAAACCAAAACUGAAUGACUUUAUGGUUUGUGUAAUCCCUGGGUCCGAGAAAAUAUGUGAACUCUUACGUUCACAAUUACAAAACUGGGUGAGAACAGAGCUGGAGGGAAAACCAAAACAAAGUGUGCCUGGGUUUCUUAGAGCAGAGUUUGGAAAACGUUGUGAGACUUCUUUUGAGGUAAAAACAGGAAAAACACUGAUGCGUCUGAGUGACUCUGUGUGUCAGGUCAGAAUAGAUGGAAGUCCUGCAGGAAGUGGUUUUCUCCUGUUUGACACUUUUGUCCUCACAAAUGGCCAUGUACUAAAAACCAUUUUUGAUUGGACCACAUGGCGACUUCACGGGAAAGUAACUGUCCAUUUCUCUCAUGAAAAUCAGGGUCAGCCUGGGGUAGGACACAAAGUGCAAGAGGUUGUUGCCUCUGAAUAUAGAACUGAUGAGUCAGGGUACAAGCGUGACUGGGCUCUGUUGAGUCUCUGUCCAGAUCAGACGUUACCUGAUGAACUGUUGAGCCGCUUUACGUUUUGUCCUCCAGGUGGUAGUAUUUAUAUCAUAGGACAUCCAGAUGGUGGUGUGAAAAAGAUUGAUCCCUGCUGGAUCAUUCCAAUUGUCAAUCGCACAGACGCCGUAUACCAGCAUGGACAUUACAGUGCAUUUCAGUUCCUUACACAUGCUUCCCUUGAAAAUAUAGGAAAACAGAUUAAAUUCAACAGGCAAAUUUUAACUUAUAACACCUGUUUCUAUUUUUUGUCAUCUGGCUCUCCUGUCUUUGAUAAACAAUGCAAUGUUGUUGCAGUGCAUUCUGGUGGAUACAACUACAAAACCCCAAACAGCAGAGACAGUGUCAUUGACUUUGGAUAUCCUUUGUCAGACAUCAUCGAACAAAUGGUCAUCCAGUUAGUACAAAGAGAAAAACUGGAUGUGCUGACGAAAUAUUUUACUAGCAAAUCCUCAAAACACGAAGAUGUGUUGAAUAAUGUGAAGAAAGUGGUUGACAUCAGAAAAUACCCAGAGUUUAAAACUGCAAUAAAUAAUCCAGAGAUCAGAAAUAAUGAGAAUUUGAAGAAGUUCUUUGAAUCCUUCACUCAGACACAGGAACCAUAGCCAAUGGAUUAGAAUUAAAUGUCCAAAGAUAAGAUGCAGUAUAACUGGAAAGUUCACAUUUACUGUCAAAAUCACCACGUUUUCUGUGGCGAAAAAUAUGUAAAAUUGCAAUUGUCUUAAGUACUUCCAGUUUUGUAUUUGGAAUUGUUGAGAUUAUUCAAUGUAAAAAGCCCAAUUUGUUUUGGAUACCUGAUGGGGAUAUAUUGAGUUGGGUAUUUGAAAAUGAAAUAUAUACUGUAGUUUGGCAAAAUUUUUGGGGAGGGCAUGGAAAUGUAGACAAAGAACUCUGUAUUUCUUAACUAAAAGGACCUUGCUUUAUGUAAUUAUUUUUGGGAUGAAGACAUGCUUCAUCUGUUGUUCAUCUUCCUGUUUUGAAUGUCAGUAGUGUCUUAUAAGCCUAUACUGGCAGGGCACAUAAGUAUUUGACACUUAAAUAAAAUAUUCAUUCAUUGUACUUUUUUUCCAUUAUAAUUUUGUUGCAUUUUUAAAUGUAUACUUUUGCAAGAACUUUGUUUUUAAUGCGUAAAUAAAUUACUACAAUGCUUA
Messenger RNA from Sphaeramia orbicularis (orbiculate cardinalfish), 2913 nucleotides. RefSeq names its product protein FAM111A-like. Lineage: Eukaryota; Metazoa; Chordata; Actinopteri; Kurtiformes; Apogonidae. The record is from RefSeq and is a predicted model, not a curated record. The coding region runs from base 277 to 2367 and encodes 696 amino acids. The transcript has 3 exons. Gene Ontology annotation, cellular component: chromatin; nucleus. Gene Ontology annotation, biological process: DNA replication.